AUGGAUACAUUUUUCUCGUCUUUCCUUUAUUUUGGUAAAUCUCAUGGUAUGUUAAAUCGUUUCAACUCAGAUAUAUCUUUUAACAUCUCUUCUGGUGUUAGCAAUAAUAAUUCUUCAACCCGAAGCUUCAGUUUAACAAACCACAACUCGACUGUCGAGAGUGUUUUUAGCAAUAAGAGCCUGAUGCCAGAAAUGGCUCUACCAAUCUCGAUUUAUGAUAAUACUUCAAAAAGAAAUUUAUCAGUAUUUUUGACAACGAAUGGGAGUACAAGCAUUCCAUCACAGAGUACAAGCUCGGCAGGAAAGAAUCCUGCAAACAUGUUUUUAAAGAACGAAAAAAUGUGGGCUUGUAAAAACAACACGUCCGGUUUUGUUAAUAGUUCAACUGCUAUUAAAUCAACUAAGAAGGUUCAAAGACCCCCAGCUGUAGUUGGGCCGAUAUCGGAAAUGAACAAUUUGCUUCUACAGAGCCGUGCUUCUUAUCGGGCUAUGAAACCUAAGUGGCCUUUGCAAGUGGAUAGUGAACUACUGAACUCAAGAAGGCUUAUUGAAGGUGGUAGAAUAAUGGAAAAGAAUUCUGAUGUUGAAUGUUUGUGUAUUGUCCUAUGUAGGAGUUAUGAAUUAAUGAAGAAGACUCUUAAAAUUUACAUCUAUACCGAAGGAGAAAAGCCCGUAUUCCACCAGCCCGAACUCGACGGCAUAUAUGCUUCCGAAGGAUGGUUCAUGAAGCAGCUCCAAGAAAAUAAGCACUUUGUGACUAAAAAUCCCGACAAAGCCCAUCUCUUUUACCUGCCGUUUAGCUCGCGACUGUUGGAGGAGACUUUGUACGUCCCUAAUUCUCACAGUCGCAAGAACUUGGUUCAGUAUUUGAGUCGUUACCUUCAGAAGAUCACGACCACUUAU
Striga asiatica is the source of this 903-nucleotide messenger RNA. NCBI's taxonomy places the organism in Eukaryota, Viridiplantae, Streptophyta, Magnoliopsida, Lamiales, Orobanchaceae. The record is from the annotation of a GenBank genome assembly.